Dunckerocampus dactyliophorus (ringed pipefish) is the source of this 1591-nucleotide messenger RNA. RefSeq names its product zinc finger protein 37-like. The transcript is spliced from 2 exons. The record is from RefSeq and is a predicted model, not a curated record. Gene Ontology annotation, cellular component: nucleus. Bases 427 to 1533 code for a protein of 368 amino acids. Lineage: Eukaryota; Metazoa; Chordata; Actinopteri; Syngnathiformes; Syngnathidae.
ACUAUGCUAUCCAAACUCUAUAACCUCUAUCCAAACGCUGAAAUGACUGCAACUCCUCAUCAAAAACCCACAUUUUGAAUGGAGCCUGAGGGGUUUAUAUUGCUGUCAAACCUCGCGCCAAAAUCUGAACCGCUGCCCGAGGCAGUCACGUGGUACAGCCGGGCAGCGAGGCUUCAGACGUCAUCAUUUUCAGCUCCUCCCCUAAAUGAACCAAGCCGAGAUACGCGCUUCGCGGAAACGCCCCCUCCAUUACUCGACACAAGCUUCGAAGCCUCUGCACAAGCUUCGAAGCCUCGGCACAUCUCGUAACAUGCUGUGUCACAGCAAAUAUAGCAACGAAUACAUUAAAGCUUAGUCUUUUCUAAAGCCCUCGAAACGAAAAUUGAUUUUGGAGCACUGGAGUGUUCUGGGAAGGGAAGAUAGAAGAUGAACCACUGCUAUGCUAACAUGGCGACGUCCAGUCAAAGAGAAGGUGGAAGAGAAUCAGAUCCACCAACGCCAUCAAAGCAGAAAAAGCCCCAAACUGCAGCUAACGUAUUGUGUCCUGCAGAUGUCCAGCAGCUGAUUGGUCAUCAAGAAGAAUGUCACCCUCAGCUGCAAGGGCGGAGCUUCACUUUGAAGCGGGAGGAUCCACAUCCCCCCAACGUUAAAGAGGAAAAGGUGGAAUUCUGUACCAUGCAGGAGGGAGAGUGUCUUCUCCGGCCGAAGGGGGCUGAUCUCACCAAGUUGCCACUGACUGGUGUCUCUGUGCAGACUGAAGACCGUGAAGGCGAGCCACCUGAGUCCUUACGUUCGUUUUCUCCUGCAAAUUUCCAGCAGAUGAUUGGUUGUCAAGAAGAGUGUCUACCUCAGCUGCAGGAGAGGAGCUCCACUUUGAAGCAGGAAGAGCCACAACCCCCCCACAUUAAAAAGGAAGAGGAGGAACUCUGGACCACUCAGGAGGGAGAGUGUCUUCUAAGGCCGAAGGGGGCUGAUCUCACCACUUUGCCACUGACUGUUGUCUCUAUGAAGACUGAAGGACAUGAAGACAAAGCACCUGAAUUUUCACAGCUUCAUCGCAGUCCAAGAGGGGCGGAGCCUCCAAGCAGCAGCUCACCACAACACAUGACAACAGAAGCUAAUGGAAACCACUGUGGAGGAUCACAAACUGACAACCUACUAGCUCCACUAUCAGAUAGCGACGACACCCAACGAGCUUUGAACAGCGAUACAGACUGUGAAGGUGAUAUGAGGACUCUCACUGACAACAAACACUCUGAAAAAAAGAAGACAGGGAAGAAACGUUUGACCUGCUCAGUUUGUCCCAAAAGCUUUUGUUACAAGUAUGAGUUGACUCUACACAUGCGAAAACACACAGGAGAAAAACCUUUUGCUUGUUCUGUUUGUGGUCAAAGAUUCUCUUAUCAGUCAAAUAUAGUACCACACAUGAGGAUACACACAGGCGAAAAACCAUUUUGUUGCACAGUGUGUUGUAAACGAUUCAUUCACAAAGCAGCUAUGGUAUCACACAUGAGAAGGCAUACUGGAGAAUAACCAUUUAUUUGCUCAGUUUGUGGAAAAAGCUAUUCUCACAGCAAUAAUUUGACUUACC